Molecule: messenger RNA, 1507 nt
Organism: Ctenopharyngodon idella (grass carp)
Lineage: Eukaryota; Metazoa; Chordata; Actinopteri; Cypriniformes; Xenocyprididae
Gene: rbm24b
Product: RNA binding motif protein 24b
Exons: 5
Coding region: 247-993 (248 amino acids)
Cellular component (GO): cytosol
Molecular function (GO): mRNA 3'-UTR binding
Source: RefSeq, a predicted model, not a curated record
GGCGGGGUCUGUCCGCGUGUGAGUGAGAGCCACCAAAACCAUAUGGCAUGUUAAGUUUUGUCGCCUGACAGACGCGCUAGUUUGCUGUGGUUUAUUCUACCUCAUAUCAAAUCAUUUGCGUUCUGUCAUAUACAUUUGUUACUGCUACCUUCCAGGAAUACGAGCUGUUAUUUAUUUAACCAGUCGUAGUGAAACUUUUGCACUGUUUGUUUGUUUUCGCUGAACUGCGCGCGACCCAUCGUGAGGAUGAUGCACAGCUCUCAGAAGGACACCACAUACACCAAGAUCUUCGUCGGAGGUCUUCCGUAUCACACCACCGACUCAAGCCUCAGAAAAUACUUUGAAGUGUUUGGAGAAAUCGAGGAGGCUGUUGUCAUUACUGACAGGCAAACUGGAAAAUCCAGAGGCUAUGGUUUUGUGACGAUGGCUGAUCGAGCUGCAGCAGAAAGAGCUUGUAAGGACCCAAACCCCAUCAUAGAUGGUAGGAAAGCUAAUGUUAACCUGGCGUACCUGGGGGCCAAACCACGGAUCAUGCAGCCAGGAUUUUCAUUUGGUGUCCCUCAAAUACACCCCACGUUUAUCCAACGGCCUUAUGGAGAUAGUGAGGAUGAUCAUUCCCCAUUACUGUAUCCUCCCCCUUUCCGCCAGGUUAUGAGGAUUCCUGCUCACUAUGUGUACCCGCAGGCAUUCGUGCAGCCCAGCGUCGUGAUCCCGCACGUCCAACCGUCCGCGGCCUCUGCGGCGGCCGCAGCCUCUCCGUACUUGGAUUACACCGGCGCGGCCUACGCGCAGUACUCCGCUGCCGCCACCGCUGCUGCCGCCGCCGCUUACGAUCAGUACCCGUACGCUGCCUCACCAGCCGCCACGGGUUACGUCACCACGACCGGCUACGGUUACGUCCAGCAGCCUCUCGCGUCUCCUGCGCCCGGCGCUACGGCGGCCGCGUUCGGUCAAUACCAGCCGCAGCAGCUCCAGACGGACCGCAUGCAGUGAGAUGAAGAAAACAAAAGCUGGUCGUUUGACCAUUUAUGACUGUGCCACUUUUUACCGUGUCAGCCAAAGAAACUGAUAUACUUUUUUAUUGUUCUGUUACUGUUAUUAUUGCUGUUCUCGUCAUUUUAUUUGUAGUAUUUAAUAUUUAUUACGAAGAAGAAAGCUGUAGGCUGUAGCUAGUCAAACAUGAUGCUGUUAAUUAACUCUUCAGUGCCACUAAGUUUCUUAUGUACAAGCAUUUAAGGAAUAUUAUACAGUUUUCUCACCCUCAUGUCAUUGAAAACCCUUACAGUAUCACUUUACAAUAAGGUCUCAUUUGUUAACAGUAGUUAAUGAUUAGCUAAAAUGAACUAACAAUGAGCAAUAUAUUUUUAAAGCAUUUGUUAAAGGGUUAGUUCACCCAAAAAUGAAAAUUCUGUCAUUAAAUACUCACCCUGAUGUCGUUCCACACCUGUAAGACCUUCGAUCAUCUUCAGAACACAAAUUAAGAUACUUUUGAUAAAAUCUGAGUUUU